This is a messenger RNA of Galendromus occidentalis (western predatory mite), 1767 nucleotides long. RefSeq names its product aurora kinase A-A. NCBI's taxonomy places the organism in Eukaryota, Metazoa, Arthropoda, Arachnida, Mesostigmata, Phytoseiidae. The record is from RefSeq and is a predicted model, not a curated record. Gene Ontology annotation, biological process: protein phosphorylation. Gene Ontology annotation, molecular function: ATP binding; protein kinase activity.
GAUUUAAAUCUUGUUUGCCGGAAAACACUCACGCAGCAUAUAUACUCAGAGCUUGAUUUUGACUUCCCACGAGAACUUUGGUCGAAGAGCGAUUAAAUUGAAACAUCAAUGGAGAACAGGGGUCCAGGUCCGACGAAUUCCGCGCGGUCUGAAAAUUCCUCCGCUGUCGCUAACAUCAUGACGAAAGAUGAAAAAGCGAGCAAAUCAUCAGGUAAAAUGAAGUGGCAACUCGCUGAUUUCGACAUCGGACGAGCUCUCGGCAAGGGGAAAUUCGGGUCAGUUUAUGUUGCUCGAGAGAGGAAAUCGAAAUUCAUCGUUGCGUUGAAAGUUCUUUUCAAAGAACAACUCCAGGCGGCUGAGGUCGUUCACCAAGUUAGGCGCGAGAUUGAAAUUCAAUCCCACCUACGGCACAAAAAUAUCCUCCGGCUAUUCGGGUACUUCCACGAUGAGAAGCGAGUCUACUUGAUCUUGGAGUACGCUCCAGGAGGUGAACUUUUCAAGAAACUCAAAAGCGCUGGUCGUUUCGACGAUGCCACGGCAGCGCGAUAUAUGCGACAGAUUGCUAGCGCUCUGCAAUACCUUCAUUCGAAAGGCGUCAUUCAUAGGGACAUCAAACCAGAAAAUCUCCUGCUAUCUGUCGACGGGGAUCAAAUAAAAAUAGCGGAUUUCGGUUGGAGCGUUCACGCACCGUCGUCAGCGAGAACGACACUUUGCGGUACUGUCGACUAUCUCCCCCCGGAAAUGAUCGCGAAUGCGAAAUACGAUAACAGGGUUGAUCUGUGGUGUCUCGGAGUUUUGCUCUUCGAGCUCUUGACUGGCCCCCCUUUCAAGCAAAGUACUGACAAACUCACCUUCCAAGCAAUAACCAGAGGAACAUUGAACUUCCCUGCCUACGUGAAUUCCGAUGCCAGAGAUCUCAUCCGUCAGCUGUGCUCCGUGGAUCCUGCGAUGCGACCGACUCUCGAUCAAAUGUCGCACCAUCCUUGGCUGGAACGCCACGCUCCGGAAGAAAAUAGCUCGAACUCUGACCUGGGAUCUUCGAUUUGAAGCUCAUCUGCCAUACCGCGAAGCCUGUGAUCUUGGCAUUUUAGAACAAUUUCUGAGUAUAUGUGGGACGCGUCUAAGAACGAGAUAUCGCUACAGGUUUCAUAGAAUCUGAUCGGAGGAUGGUCGAGGUUCCCGAAGAAAUCGGGUCCCAUUCCUAGAGCUCCACUUGAAAAUAUGAUUCUGAGAGAGACAUCCUUCCUGAAAUAAUUCUUCCAUCUUCCGUGACCCGUGGGAUACCAUCUGCCGUAGUAUUUCACCGAUGUUCGUCGUCCAAACAAUUCCCACCGCACGGUGAAUCAUCCCAUUCGAAGCCUUGUGGAGAUAUUCCCGCUCCGAUGAAAGGAUAUAGAGUGCGUCAUUUCUUCUGUCUUGGUGUACAGACAGUCGAAGGACUAUUCCGCAUGACGGAGCCUUCUUUUGUGGAAGCUUCUUUGUUAGUUCGAGCCUAGUAUUGCUGUAUUAUAGAUGAGUUGCGAAUGCUGGAUCUCCCCGCAUUCGAUUGAUGAACAUGAACCGCAUCUCCCGUGAACUUGAGAUGAAUUUCCCUUUCGACCGAGCGCCUUGAAUGGAGGAAGUCAUCUCCAAUCGCCGCAACCAACUUCGAUAAAGGUCUCCAUCUGGAGAUGGAACCCGCUGUCGGAUUCGGGCUUUUUUUCUCGCUUGGUCCUUGUGUCAGCAGAGAUCGUCAGUCCCCAGUCGAAUAAAAAGUUCAUAUUCGGA